Messenger RNA from Naegleria gruberi, 1287 nucleotides. RefSeq lists its product as uncharacterized. NCBI's taxonomy places the organism in Eukaryota, Heterolobosea, Eutetramitea, Acrasida, Naegleriidae. The transcript has a single exon. The record is from RefSeq and is a predicted model, not a curated record. The coding region runs from base 1 to 1230 and encodes 409 amino acids. Gene Ontology annotation, molecular function: actin binding.
AUGUCAUCUUCUCCAACCACCAUCUCCAGACAACAAGUUGAUUCCCUCUUUACCAACUGGGAGAAUAGACAAACUUGUUCGGAUCAACAGUUACACGUAGCCAUCGAACUAAUUCAGAAGAAACAAGCCGAAUUGAAGAACGAAAUUCAAAUAGAAACAGAGAAAUUUAUCGAAGGUUUAAAAGCACGUUCUCUUCAAUUAGUUUCACAAUUAGAAACUGAAUGUCAGUCUAAACAAAAGGAACUUGAAGAUUUAAUCAAAGAAAAACAAGAAUUAAAAGACCUAGUUUCGAAUAACACUCAAAACGAUCAAGUUGAUGAACAAACAGCAAAGAAAGUUCAAGAAUUCGUCAAUUCCAAAACUGUUCACAAUUUGGAAAAGUUUUCUUCCUUUGAAAUUGAAAACUUAAAGGCAGAACAAGUUUUGAGAGAUUUGAAAUUUGGUAAAUUGAAUCUGCCAAAUGCUUGUGUGAAAACUCAAUUGGUUAGCACGAGUUCUGCACCUCUGUUAGCUCAAAAUGUGGCUAUUGAAAGAAGACCGCGUAAUGCUUCAUUUAUGAGAUUGCCAAGUCCAACACUUGAGAAAACAAGUGGUCAACCAUCAACUCCUACUCAUAAUAGAACUAGAACUGUUUCUACAUUUAGCACUCCCCAACCAGUUAAAUCAAAUGCUUCUUCUAUUGAAAGCAAAGGUGAAAAACCUGCUGCUGCUGCUACUACUACUAGUUCUGGAAAUGGAAGUGUUAAUAGAUUUUCUAGAAGUUUUUCAUUGAUUCCAUCUUCAUUGACUUCUCCAAUUAAGUUUGAUGAGUUGAUUGGUGAAGCUUAUCAAGAUAUGAGACAACAACCAACUGUUUCAUUUGUUUCGAUGGAAUAUGAUGAAAAGAAUGCAAAACAUUUGAAAUUUAGUAAGAAUGGUAAAUCACUUUCAGAGCUAGUUGAACAAUUGACACCUGACAAUGCUGUUCAUGCUAUUGUUAAGGUAUGUGCCUUGGAAUUGGACGAUGUUGUACGUGAUAGAUUUGUGGCGGUAACAUUUAUUGGAGAAAAUGUGAGACAAGUCAGAAGAGGUGCCAUCACUGCCAAUAUUAACCAUUUCAUUGAUUAUUAUGGGUUGACUGUUUCAAUUCAUUUGAAAGAUGUUUCACAUAUUAAGGAGGAAAUUAUUGAAAAGUUAAAUUCAAGUGCUUCUGGAAUGAAAACCUUCAGAGAAUACAAAUUCAUUGAAUAAAAUGAUAAUAGAAAAGAAUCUGAUAAAUGUACAAAAUAAACAAAAUAAUUUUCACAC